AAUAUCCUUUCUAAUUCACGUUGUUGUUGAAAAAAUUUCUUAGGGAAGACUAAUUUCAAGAACUUGUGAUGCACUUCUCUAAAGAAAGAACACAGUCACUAAAAUAUCUGGCAGAAGCUUGCGGGCUUCUACUCAACUCCAGUGAAGAUCCUGCUGAGAAUUAGUCGUCUACUUUUUCCAAAACUUCUUGUGUGAUGCAACUUGAUGACGGCAACCAUUAGGAAUCGGGGAAAAUCUUUAAGAUGAAGAGAUGCCUUUUUCUUUCUGGGAAAGCGCAUAAACAAAAAGCAAGAAAGACAGUGGAUUAUCAAGUAAGCAUAUCCCAGGCCAACACUUCACCAAUCAUCUUAAAACCACCAUCCACUGAGGUUUGUUGUUCAUGACCUCAUGUUCCCUUGGUGUUUUAUUUAACAUCUGCUAUGUGUGUUUCUCCUCUCCACCUUUUCCCUCUCUAUCACCAAUACUUAUCUUUCAUUUUCUCUCAAAUUCUCAUUCCCUUCUUCAUGGCUCAAAUUUCACCAUCUCCCACACCUAGUCCCACAGUCAGCGCCCCUUCAUGCCAUGAUCAAUCCCAGGAACCAACUAUGGAUUUCAAUGUAAUGGUCAUAGUUGCUGCAAUGUUAUGUGCCUUAGUUUGUGCCUUGGGCCUCAAUUCCAUGUUACAAUGUGUAUUUCAAUGCACGCAACGUACGGUAACGGAAACAGCAGAAUGGAUAUCUUCUCACAGACAGAACUCCGGUUUAAAGAGGAGAGAAAUGUUAGGUUUGCCAAUUUCAACUUAUGCCCAUCAAGGUUCACCAUCAUCAACUUCAGGUUGCGCUAUUUGCCUAGCAGACUUCACCGACGGUGAUAAAAUAAGGGUCUUGCCUAAAUGCAAUCAUGAGUUCCAUGUUGAUUGCAUUGACAAGUGGCUACUCUCUCACUCUUCAUGUCCUACUUGUCGGCAUAGGCUCAAGUCCAUUGAUGAAUCAGUGCCUUCUCUGGAGCAGAUAGUCACUGUCUAACGAAGUAAAAAAUUUGUUGACUGUUUAUAAAUAUAUAUGUGUGUGUAUGUGUGU
This is a messenger RNA of Populus euphratica (Euphrates poplar), 1058 nucleotides long. RefSeq names its product RING-H2 finger protein ATL74-like. The transcript has a single exon. The record is from RefSeq and is a predicted model, not a curated record. The coding region runs from base 420 to 1004 and encodes 194 amino acids. Gene Ontology annotation, molecular function: transferase activity. NCBI's taxonomy places the organism in Eukaryota, Viridiplantae, Streptophyta, Magnoliopsida, Malpighiales, Salicaceae. Gene Ontology annotation, biological process: protein ubiquitination.